This is a messenger RNA of Hibiscus syriacus, 1643 nucleotides long. Its product is annotated as diacylglycerol lipase-alpha-like. The coding region runs from base 165 to 1535 and encodes 456 amino acids. Lineage: Eukaryota; Viridiplantae; Streptophyta; Magnoliopsida; Malvales; Malvaceae. The record is from RefSeq and is a predicted model, not a curated record. Gene Ontology annotation, biological process: lipid catabolic process. The transcript is spliced from 5 exons.
ACGACCAGAAAGAGUAAAGGUUGUACAGAGUUGAAACGUUUUCGUUCGUGGAUGUCGGAAUUUCACAUUUCUAUGUAAUCUGAUCUCUCUCUCUCUCUUCUGUCCGAAUCUUUUUUUUUUCAUUACAAGCAUCGCUUAAAAUCUGUUACCCAAUUCCUUCUUAAAUGUCUGUCUCUUGCGGUGUCGAGUGCGCUCUCGUGUUUGGCUGUUCGCGUUGGGCAUUGAAACGCUGCACCCGUGUCGGUUCAGACGACAGUGAAACCUGGCCAUUAGCUACCCACGACGAGUUCCACCCUGUCCCAAGACUCUGUCGUUUAAUCCUAGCCGUCUACGAACCCGAUCUCAGAAACCCCCAGUGCCCUCCAGACGGCGGCUACAGGCUCAACCCAGACUGGGUCUUGAAACACGCCGACUAUGAACAAACUCUCGGUCGUUCUCCGCCCUACCUUAUCUACGCCGACCACGACAGGAAGGAAAUCGUGGUGGCAAUUAGGGGACUCAACUUGGUCAAAGACAGCGACUAUAAAUUGCUUUUGGAUAACAGGUUGGGGAUGCAGAUGUUUGAUGGAGGGUAUGUCCAUCACGGGCUGUUGAAAUCGGCGGUUUGGUUGUUGAACGAGGAGAGCCAGACGUUGAAGAGGGUUUGGGAAGACACCGGGAGGGAAUAUCAGCUGAUUCUCGCCGGACAUUCGUUGGGGUCGGGAGUUGCGGCUUUGAUGACGGUGGUGCUGGUUAAUCACAGGGAUAGAUUGGGUGGGAUUCCCCGGAAUAAGAUUCGGUGCUAUGCGUUGGCGCCGGCCAGGUGUAUGUCACUAAACUUGGCUGUCAAGUAUGCUGAUGUUAUUCACUCCAUUGUCUUGCAGGAUGAUUUCUUGCCUAGGACAGCCACACCCUUGGAAGAUAUCUUCAAGUCAAUAUUCUGCUUGCCCUGCUUGAUAUUUCUUGUUUGCUUGAGGGAUACUUUCAUACCAGAAGGUAGGAAACUUAAAGAUCCGAGACGACUUUAUGCUCCUGGACGAAUGUAUCAUAUAGUCGAGAGAAAGUUUUGCAGAUGUGGGAGGUUUCCUCCAGAAGUCCGAACAGCCAUUCCUGUCGACGAGAGGUUUGAACGUAUCGUUUUAUCUUGUAACGCAACAGCCGAUCACGGAAUAAUUUGGAUCGAAAGGGAAUCAGAGAAGGCUUUGGAAGUUAUGAGGGAGAAUAAAUCCGAGACGAUAACUGUUCCUCCGAAAAUACAGAAACUGGAGAGGUUGAAGACCCUUGAGAAAGAACACGAAGAUGCAUUGCAAAAAGCUGUCAGUUUGAAUAUCCCUUACGCCGUACCCAUAGCCGGUGAAACGAUUGAGAUUGGGAUUGAGGAAAUGGAAACGGAAACAGAGGCUGUCGAAGCCAACAACGGAGAUAACCCAAAAGCCAAACCGGAGUUGAGCUCUAGAGGGACAAACUGGGAUGAGUUGGUUGAGAAACUUUUCGAGAGGAGUGAGUCGGGGAAACUAAUUCUAAACAGGGAAUUAACUACCCGUCAAAUCCAAUAGCCAACCUUUUUGUUUUCAGUUUCCUCAAAUUAAUUGAUUCUUUCAUACAUUAUAUGAUUAUUUGAAACUACGUAUAUUCAAUAUAAGAUGAUUUUUUUAUUUAUUAAA